Caenorhabditis remanei is the source of this 1305-nucleotide messenger RNA. RefSeq lists its product as uncharacterized. The transcript has 5 exons. Bases 1 to 1305 code for a protein of 434 amino acids. NCBI's taxonomy places the organism in Eukaryota, Metazoa, Nematoda, Chromadorea, Rhabditida, Rhabditidae. The record is from RefSeq and is a predicted model, not a curated record. Gene Ontology annotation, cellular component: cytoplasm; ubiquitin ligase complex. Gene Ontology annotation, molecular function: zinc ion binding; ubiquitin protein ligase activity; ubiquitin conjugating enzyme binding. Gene Ontology annotation, biological process: ubiquitin-dependent protein catabolic process; positive regulation of proteasomal ubiquitin-dependent protein catabolic process; protein polyubiquitination.
AUGCUUCCCACCGAGAACAAUAAUCCACGAGAGUCUGAAGACGAAGACGAAUCGUUUAGUUUCGUUUCAAACGAAGACGAAUCGUUUGAUUUCAUUUCAUACGAAGAUUGCGGUGAUGAAGAAGAAAUGAGUGAAAAUGAUUCAUUUGGGAAUCAUUCAGAUCCAGAGGAAACGUUUAAAAGCGUGGUUGCGGAAAUUUUCAAAAAGGAAAAUUAUCGGGUUCUGACUCUCAAGCAGCUGGAAUCAAAUCUGCAACAACUGGUUUUAGACGUCGACGAUGUGCUUGAGUUAGGCUAUGAACAGUCUCUGAAACUUCUUCAAAAAUACGAAUAUGACAAAUAUGUGCUUCUGGAACAAAGAUAUACUAAAGAAGACGCUCUCAGAAUAGUUGAAGAUCUUCGAAAUAGCUUCGGAAAUUUGGAUAUUUCAACUAAAUCUUCCGAUUGUCAAGCAUGGAUCAACGAUUAUGUGAAUAAGAGCACUUCGUUGAAAUGGUGUCCAAGAGAUGGAUGUCCCCUUGCCGUUGAGGCUGAAUACGCUGAAAUUAGCACUGUCAAAUGUUUGUGUUCAUUUGAAUUCUGUUUCUCUUGUGAUCGGGCACCGCAUGACCCAGUCCCCUGUUAUCUACUGGCUCAUUGGUUGGAAAAUGACAAUCAUGAUUCACUGAAAAUGAUCAUGUGCGAAUCGAAACCAUGUCCAAAGUGCCGAGUUCGUGUUCAAAAUGAAAACGAAAAAUCGAAAAGAUGGAGGCGUGUGAUGUGUCCGAACGUGGAAUGCCAUUCUCUAUUUUGUUGGCGGUGCGGCGUAUUAUCAGAUGAAGUUCACUACGAUUGCCAGAAUUAUGAACGACCGUUUGAUUACGAGCGUGAGAAGUUGGAGAUGGAUUUCAGAAGAUAUUCUCGUUAUCAUAAAUUGUUCGAGGAACAGAGAUUAAACCUGGAGUUGGAGGGAAUACUCCGCGACCAAAUUCGAGAUAGCCUUUUUCAAUAUCUUCAAGAAGCGCUAAACAAACUUCUGGAGUGUUUCAAAACUCUGAUGUACUCGUAUGUUCUGGAGUUUUACCUCAAUGAGAAAUCCUAUACGGAUACUCUCGAACAAACUCUAAAAUAUCUUCAAGACGAUUGUGUCAAACUACUGGAAGCAUUCGUGGACCUGCAGGAUGAUUAUUCGGAAGAAUCAAUAAAGAGUAUGCAAGAUUUGUGUGUAAAUGCAGUGAAGAAACGAGACAGCCUCUUGAUGAUCUGUGCGGAAGAAAUAAAGAAUGAUAAUUGGACAUUCGAUGAGCACAAAUUUAUUGAGAUGUGA